AUGGCAUCCGUCAAACCAGAAGUACCUGCGCCAGAGCAACCAAGGGCCCGCAUGGCUCCAGGCAACCCCAACCUGGACCAAUUGCAGGGCAUGCUGAACCUAGUCCUCCUGACGGCCGGCCGCUUCAUCAAAGAGCACCAGGCGGGCGGCGGUGUUGGCCGCAUGAAGCAGGGCCUGCAGCGCGCCGUCCCUGCAGCAAAUGAGCGCUUCAACGACGCUCUUGAUGAGCUCGAGAACGAGAUCCGCUUAGCGCAUGUGGUGUUGCGACGGGACCUUGCAUUGCUCAAGCAGGACCGCAAGAAGCGCGAGGCUGCAGCGAAGCAGCACGAGGCAGAGAGGGCACGGGCGGCUGCAGAAUCGCGCCUCGGUGUGCCAGCGAAGAAGGAAGAAGUGGCCGUGAAGCCAGAGGCCGUAACGCCAGCAGCGGCCUCCACUGAAGCACCGCCACCGGCCGAGCAGCUCACCACAGCCAGGACGCCCGAGGCAGCACCCAAAGUCGAAGAGGAUCCCGCGCAGCCACCAGUGACCGAGACAGCCUCCAAGCAGCCGCCUGACGAUCCCCUCUUCGAUGCCACGCCCGCCAACUCGAACACGCAGGAACAUGAGUUCGACUUUGACUUCGAAUUCGGCGACGCAAUGGCAUCUGGCACCAACAAUGAUGGCGACAUGAUGGACACGUCGGGCGACAUGGACUUCACGCUUGACGAGGGACCUUCGUUGCUCCGUGGGCUCGAAGACUUUGCCAAUGCAAAGGGCCACGAGGACGACAACAACGGAGCUAGCACAGAUAUGGACCUUGACUUCCCCAUGCCCGAUCUCCCAGACAUGAACAGCGAUGCGAAACCGUCAGUGGAGCAACCCAAGCCCGCCGAACCUUCGCAGCAGCCCAAAUCACCAGCAGACGAUGCGAAGGAAAGCAAGCCUGCCAAGGAAGCGGCAGACACAAAGCCAAAUAUCGACUCCAACGAUACUACGAACAACAAUGACGAACCUAUGGAGACCAUAACCACGAACAACCUCGACGACCUGUUCUACCUUGACGACUAUGAGGACCCAGAGGGAGGUGAAUCCGCCUUCGACGACGCUUUCUUCAACUUCGAUUAG
Messenger RNA from Didymella exigua CBS 183.55, 1104 nucleotides. RefSeq lists its product as uncharacterized. NCBI's taxonomy places the organism in Eukaryota, Fungi, Ascomycota, Dothideomycetes, Pleosporales, Didymellaceae. The record is from RefSeq and is a predicted model, not a curated record. The transcript is spliced from 2 exons. The coding region runs from base 1 to 1104 and encodes 367 amino acids.